Messenger RNA from Ricinus communis (castor bean), 1296 nucleotides. RefSeq names its product actin-depolymerizing factor. NCBI's taxonomy places the organism in Eukaryota, Viridiplantae, Streptophyta, Magnoliopsida, Malpighiales, Euphorbiaceae. Gene Ontology annotation, biological process: actin filament depolymerization. Gene Ontology annotation, cellular component: cytoplasm; actin cytoskeleton. Bases 423 to 842 code for a protein of 139 amino acids. The record is from RefSeq and is a predicted model, not a curated record. Gene Ontology annotation, molecular function: actin filament binding. The transcript is spliced from 3 exons.
UAAACAGACCCGUCUAUGAUUCAUAUAUAAUUUCUUUAAAUAAUGAAUCAUAAUGGGUUAUAUGUUUGCAGAAAUAUAAUUUUGUCCAAGUGCAGUUUUAAGAAAAGGAAGUCAUCAUAUAUACAAAUAUGCUGUGGAAUCCGAGGAAAAUUCGAUUAGAACCUAAGUUUAGAAAAUGGCAAGUCACCGGUCAGGACAACCUGGAAUCAGUGGAUAUAAUCAUCUUAGAGCCGAAAACAACAAAUGGCAUCCUCCAUUUUCUCCACUAAAUUCUACCAUUUCCCACCAUUCGUCUGUCCGCCCUCAAAUCCAGGAUCUCUACUUUUCUUUUUUAUUCUUACAACUCUCAUCAAAUCUUAAUUUCAUCUCCCUUCUUCCUUUCACAUCUCAAAAUUAAUUCCCAUCCUCCUUUUGCUGGUAAAAUGGCGAAUUCUUCAUCUGGAAUGGCUGUGAAUGAUGAGUGCAAGCUGAAGUUCUUAGAAUUAAAAGCGAAAAGAAGCUACCGGUUUAUAGUGUUCAAGAUUGAGGAGAAGAUUCAGCAAGUGACCGUCGAAAAGCUAGGGCAACCUCAAGAAAGUUAUGAAGAUUUUACUGCUAGUUUGCCAGCCAAUGAAUGCCGAUAUGCUGUCUAUGAUUUGGAUUUCACAACCAACGAGAAUGUCCAGAAAAGCAAAAUAUUCUUCGUUGCCUGGUCUCCUGAUACAUCAAAAGUGAGAAGUAAAAUGUUGUACGCGAGUUCAAAGGACAGAUUCAGGAGAGAGCUUGAUGGAGUUCAGGUUGAGUUGCAAGCAACAGACCCAAGUGAGAUGAGCUUUGACAUUGUUAAAGCUCGAGCUAUAUAAACAGCUGCAAGUUUCUUUUUCCUGUACUAAUUGGGCUAUGGCUCAAUAUAUAUAUAUAUAUAUAUACUACCAUGCAUGCACUCUUCUUUCAAUCUCUAAUGCUUUGAGGGCUUAUUUUCAUCACUUGCCAUUUCUAAAACGGUAACAAGAUGAAUUAGAGAUCACUUGAUUUGGUUGUAGAUUUUGGUGAGGGUAGGGGGCUUAAUUUGUUUUCUGUUGCUAAAUUAAACGUUCUGGGUAGGAAUUUAAUUUCGUUAUCCCACUGCAAUGUGUUCCAUUUUUAUAUAUUAAAUAUAUAUAUAUAUAUAUAUAUAUAUAUAUACCUUGUUUUUUUAGCUGGGAUAGGUUUGAUGUAAUGGUUUAUUUUUUUUAAGAAACCAAUGUGUAAUUUUAUUUGCUUGUAUAGUUAUGUAUUUACGGGCAAAUGGUCUAUGAUUCCUGAUUUUUAUUGUAA